CCCCUGUUCCCUCCUCCCCUCCCCGGUAUCCCAAAUUGGCCACAUGGAUAGAUUUUCGUAUUAUCACCACGCCGUUAUCUUAAGGGUGCUGCUAUUGAUUGGCCCCAGCUUCGUCGGCCUCACACCCAUUGGAAACGGCUGGAUUGUGUCAUGCUCGACUUGCGGAGGGCGGGCAGGCCUGCGAGGCACUACGUAGUAUAUCCCGCUGGGCACCGGCCAGCCAAUCAUCCGCCACUCGCGUUCGACAUCUCCAAUCUCCUCGCCAUGCGGAGGGGCGACUAUGACGACACCCCUUGCCGUAGCCAAGAGAUUUCCCGUCGAAACGGGUUACUUCAGUCUUCGGACUCGGAACAAGGUCUAUGAGUAGGUAUGUAUCGCAAGACGAGAGCGCAACGGAAGAGGGGGAAAGAAAGAGAAAAAGACGAGAGAGGGGAAGGGCAAGAAACAAGGCGCUCUCCAUCCGGUCGUCGAUGCAAUGAUGUAUAUCUAUCUACCUAAGCUAGGACUUUUGCGUACGCAGGCAGGCCAGGUAGGUACAUAAUUAUAUCCAGCACAUGUCUAGAGGUGGCUUGUGUGUUUGUUUAUCACCUUGUAUCAUGAUCACGAUUCUGAUGAUGAGCAAGAUUUUUCUUUCCAAUUGCCGCAGCGCAAGAUUUUGUCAAACGAAUGGCAUCGCUCUCAAACCCACACAUGCGCUCGCUGGACUCGCCGCACGCUCGCCAUACAACGGCGUCGGCUUCGUAAACGGAGCCCCAAUGCCCCCUCCGUUCCCCCCUCUCUCCACCGUCCCAUCGACGCCAGGCCGGAGAAGGCGCCGCUCGAGACAGGCUCUCGUCGGGGCGCUAUCGUCAUACGCGAACUGGCCUUCCCGCGCCGGCUCAACCCUGACAGGCGACGUCAGUCCUGCGAGCGCUGAGCAAUAUUCGUCAAAACAGCGACGGCGCCCGAGGCCGGCCGGCGCCGCUUAGUUAGCUUCUAGGACUUGAAGAGGGGGGCGGGCGCUGGCCCGACUGGUUCGAAGCCGUCGUCAUACAUGCAACGUUCGGUUUCAUCCCCAUGGCAUUGCUCUGAAAAUUCUCCUCUGCGCGUGGCGGUUGUGGCCCAUUUCAUCGUCAUUCCUCUGGCUCGACUCAUUCCGUGCUUGAUCAGUAGUGCCGUAGCUGGCAGCGUCCGAGAAUGCCAAGACGUUGUCGGCUGAACACGAAGAUCACACUGCCGCCACAUCUGCUGCAGUGCCGGGCCGAACAUCAACCGCGCAUAAACGCCGUGGGUGUCAGAUACACGUCGUAGCCAAGCGAAGAGCAAGUAUAGGUGAGAGAACCGGGUAGCAAGCCAAGGUACCUCCAUAUCCCAUCAAUGCUGCGGCAAGAAUGGAUGCGCCACGCGUUCCCCCUCUCAUGCAAAGCCGGCGUGAAUGUGAAUGUUAUUCAUCAUCCCUUGAUACCGGGUCAGAGGAACUCCGUCUGCUGUUAGUAAUAGAGACCCUGGGUUCGAUGAUGUCGUGUCUUGGAUGAUGGGGAGAGCGGGCUGCAGGACGGUCGA
Messenger RNA from Durotheca rogersii, 1542 nucleotides. RefSeq lists its product as uncharacterized. Bases 555 to 968 code for a protein of 137 amino acids. Lineage: Eukaryota; Fungi; Ascomycota; Sordariomycetes; Xylariales; Xylariaceae. The record is from RefSeq and is a predicted model, not a curated record. The transcript is spliced from 2 exons.